GUCAACAGUGAAACUGUCCAACAGAGAUGUCUACAUCCACGACUAAACUGCAGGAGCUCUACAACCGGCAGGGUUUCCUCUCCGCACUGCCUGUGUUGAAGGAGACUGAGCUGAGGGAGGCCAAGCAGGCCUUUGCUGAGCUGGAGAAGAAAUUUGGUGAAGAGUACACCCAGUACAGCCUCCACAAUGUUCACCUUCAGUAUCCAUGGGUGGGGAGCCUGACCAAACACCCUGAGAUCAUACAAGUGGUCAAAGCCAUCCUGGGCCCUGACGUCAUCCUGCUGGACUCCCGCUUCAUCUGUAAAUACCCAACACUCAAACCUGACAUCCAGGAGAAUGAAGACGCAGUGAACAAACCUGGACUCCCAUAUGUGGCCUGGCAUCAGGAUAUGAGGUAUUGGGGUAUUGCCGGUGGCCCUGUUCUCUCUGUGUGGCUCGCUUUAGAUGACUCACUGCAAGAGAACGGCGCCCUUCAGGUCAUCCCAGGUAGCCACUGCGCUGGCAUGUUGACCCAUCGCCAAGCCAUCCAGCCUGGAAACAUGCUAUCAGUCAAUCAGGAGAUCCCAGAGGAGCUGGUUCAGGCUGAUGAGGCUGUGUUUUGUCCUCUGUUAGCUGGGCAGAUGUCUAUUCAUGAUGGACUCCUCGUCCAUGCCAGUGAUCCCAACACAUCCCAGAAGAGGCGCUGUGGGUUUGUGAUCCGUUAUGUUCCCACCAGUGCAUAUCCCACAGAGGAUCCAGAUCGUCCCAGGAAGUUUGCUGCGACAGUGUUGUUAUGUGGAGCGGAUCGGUUCAAUCAUUUCUCCAACAAAACCACAUGAAUACUUCCUUGAUUCUUCCUACUGGCAAGAACAGUUACUUGUACGCUUUACUGUAAUAUUUCCUACUUAG
This is a messenger RNA of Sebastes umbrosus (honeycomb rockfish), 888 nucleotides long. RefSeq lists its product as uncharacterized. The record is from RefSeq and is a predicted model, not a curated record. The transcript has 6 exons. The coding region runs from base 27 to 818 and encodes 263 amino acids. Lineage: Eukaryota; Metazoa; Chordata; Actinopteri; Perciformes; Sebastidae.